Penicillium malachiteum is the source of this 1092-nucleotide messenger RNA. Its product is annotated as class I SAM-dependent methyltransferase. NCBI's taxonomy places the organism in Eukaryota, Fungi, Ascomycota, Eurotiomycetes, Eurotiales, Aspergillaceae. Bases 1 to 1092 code for a protein of 363 amino acids. The transcript has 12 exons. The record is from RefSeq and is a predicted model, not a curated record.
AUGGACGAAAUCGAAAUUGCUGUGGAUUCAACUUUUCAUACCAUGGAAAAACCAUGGGGGGAGGAUGAUUGGAAGUCAGAUACAACUUCACUGGCUUCGGAAAUUGCUAGAGGUCGUGUAGAGAACGGUCGGAGAUAUCAAUCAUUCAAGUCAGAGGAAUACUGGACCCCAUCUGAUGAACAACAAUUCGAUGCAUAUGAAACUGGCCAUAUUGUGUAUCUGUUGAUGGAAAACAGUGCCUCCAAUCCAUUACACCUAGCACCCAUCGGUAAAAAUCCCAAACAUAUUCUCGAUGUCGGUACCGGUAAAGGCAGUUGGGCAAUUGAUGCCGCAGAUAUGUACCCAAAUACUGUUGUGCGUGGCGUCGAUCUGUUUCCUCCUCCGAUCAACUGGCUACCCCCAAAUUGUCAGUUCGAGGUAGAUGACCUAGUACGAGAAUGGACCUGGAGUAUGCCAUUCGACUUCAUCUUCCUGCGUCAUAUGCUAGGAUCAUUUGACCAAGAAGGCUGGGCGACACUAUAUAAGAGAUGCUACGAAAACCUGGAAUACGGCGGCUGGAUCGAACAAUUCGAAUUCGACAUCCGCGUCGAAUCAGAUGAUAACUCCCUCCCAGAGGACAGUUUACUCGCCAAAUGGGGAGAAACCUUCCUCGGAUGCUCCAACCGAGCGGGUCGGUCCCUAAGAGUCCAAGAAACGAUGCGAGAUUCUAUCGAGAAAGCCGGAUUCAUCGAUGUACACGAAAAAGUCUAUAAAGUCCCCGUAGGACCCUGGCCAAGGGAUAUGGUCCUCAAGGAAAUCGGCAGACUGAACCACGAGCACUGGUCUACUGGUAUGGAGGGAUACGCCAUGUGGUUACUUACCAAGUUUGGAGCACCGGAGCCAUGGACUCCUGAGGAGGUACAGGUUUAUCUUGCACAUGUUCGGGCAGAUUUGAAGAAUCCUAAAAUUCAUGGAUGGGAAUAUGCACGUCGGGUGUGGGCUAGGAAGCCCCGAAAGGAUGAAAUUGAUAGACAAGGGACCCCGAUCACACCUGAGCCUUGGUUGGGUGUCCUAUUAGAGAGGAUUGGGGAAUUGCUCAAAUGGCUCGACUGA